UCAGAUGUCCCAGCAUCUGCUGACAGCAGCAUUCUUAUACCUUCCUCUGCAGCAUCUAGUGCUGCCAUUGUCGGCGACAGGUGCUAGGCUAGACAGCCUUGUGUCUGAGCCUGGCUGCCAUGUGCCCUGUGUCCUAACCUGGCUCAGGGCUUGGUUGAUGGGGCAGGAGAGGGAGGGUGUGAUACUGCUGCUGGGCUACUCCAGGUCACUUGCUUGCCCUCAGUAGCAGCGGUAGCGCUGGGCAUGUUCUCAAGCUGCCCCGCAUCAGUGCUGGUGUUUUCUCCCCACCCCAGCGUUGGGCAGCGGCAGCUGCUGUGUCUGGCCCGAGCCCUGCUCCGCAAAUCCAAGAUCCUCAUACUGGAUGAGGCAACAGCAGCUGUGGAUCUGGAAACAGAUCAUUUAAUCCAGACAACAAUCCGGAGUGAAUUUACCAACUGCACUGUCCUCACCAUCGCCCACCGCCUGCACACCAUCAUGGACUGCAACAGGGUGAUGGUGCUUCAGGCGGGGCGCAUCGUGGAGUACGACAGCCCUGAGCGGCUGCUCCAGCAGCAAGGCCUUUUCUCUACAAUGGCUAAGGAUGCCGGUAUCGUGAGUGCUCAAGCCACGGUGCUGUAGGAGAACUGGAGCUGACAGGAUGAGCACCCUGCCCAACAUUGGAGCAGAACCUAGGGCAGGGCCCACCGCAAACUGGGACAGACAAACGGUGUAGUGCCAGAACCUGUUUUCCAUUGCCUCAGUGCGCCUGGCAGCAGGACCUGCCCAGGACUUCACUCCUCUUCACCUGGGACUAAAGGAGAGAGUGAAGCCGCUGGGCUCUGAGUUCCUUGAAGAGGGGGCUUCAGGGCUGGGCUAGACAAGGCUAGAACUUACCUCACAGCAGGCAGCAGUUCUGGGCCUGCUGCUGCCAUACCCAGGGGACAAAUCCAAACCCUGCUACGUGGGGGUAGCUUCAAUGCAGACGUGCCCAGGCCAGAUCCCAUGUGCACAUGGGUAGCAGCUCUAACGACAUCCAGGGUGGCUUUGCCCUGACACGCAGUCUGGGAAUAGCUCGGCUGAAUGUGGGGGUAUUUUUACAAUCACUUUAUUGAUUGGUCCUUAUUUUCAAGGCACUCAGUGGCAUAGGCCCAGGAU
Chelonoidis abingdonii (Abingdon island giant tortoise) is the source of this 1134-nucleotide messenger RNA. The record is from RefSeq and is a predicted model, not a curated record. NCBI's taxonomy places the organism in Eukaryota, Metazoa, Chordata, Testudines, Testudinidae.